AUGAACUAGUUCAUCUCAAGUCCAAAUCAUUUAUCAAAUAAUGUUUUAGAUUAAUCAAAAAAGACUUUCAAUCAAAAAUUACUCAAAGAAAAAAUUAAUGAAUUACAAAAAGUCAUUCAAAGUGCAGAAAAAGAAUAGAAUACAGAUAUUCAAUAUAGAAACUAAACAGAUACAUUCUGCUAAGAAAAAUAAACUUUCAAUACUUUUGACAAAUUAUCUGAAUAAAAAGAUUCAUAAAUAUAAAACUUAAUCCUAGAGAAUCAAAAACUUGUUAAAACUAUUUAAAAAUUAGAAACUAAAGUCGAUAAGGCUAUUGAAUUAUAAAAUGAAAACCAAAUUCUUAAAAAGAAUCUCUAAGACCUUAAAUAAGAAAAUGAACAAUUAAAAUAAAGAAAAACGUUAAAAAACGAUAUUUAAUUGUCAUCUGAUUCAGCUUUAGGAUUUUUAGCAGCCAAAAGAAAUUCAGAAAUUUAAAUAUUAACUAAUGAAGUUAGAGAAAUCAAAUAAAAGAAUUAAGACUUAUAAGCAAAAAUAGAUUAACUAGUUUCCGAGAAUUCAGAUUUAUAGUCUGUAAUUAGAAAUUCAGAUAACUAAUUCUUAAGAUUUGGUUCAUAGGCUAAUUCAAUUAAAAAAUAUAUUUAUGAUGAAUAAUUAUCUGAUAAAAAAUCAACUCCAUAAAAAGAUCAAUUAUUGUAACUUUAGUCAGAGUUAGAGGAUGCAAAAAAAAUAAUAGAUCAACUACAAAGCCUGAAUAAUAAUAGUAAAAUUACCUAAUAAUCUCUUAAUUAUAAGUUUAGUAAUUCAAAUGAUAAGAUUUCAAAAAGCUAAUCUAUAGAAGCGUCUGAUUAUGAAAAAGAUAAAAAGAUAAAGUUAUUGGAAGAUUAGAUAAAAAAGUUAGAAAUUGAAAAAGAUAAUUAAAUUUAAAAUGCUAAAUUAGAAUGCGCAUAGGAUAUGAAAUCCUUUUAGGAUAAAUUGAAAUUAGAAUAUGUGUUAAAAUAACAAUAAUUUUAAUAGGAGGAUGAUAAACCUACAUCAGAGAAAAUAAGAAAAUUAAAUGCUGAGAAUAAUAAAUUGUAAAUUAUGCUAGAAAGAUAGAAUAAAGAAAUUAUGAAUAUGGAAAAAAAAUUGGCAGGUAUGUAUAUUAAAUUUAUGAUUUUUAGAAUAUUUGAUAUAAUAAGAGGAACUAAAAAAAAAUGUAUUAAAAGAGUAACAAUUUUAAAAUUAUUUGAAAGACGAGAAGUAAAUGAUAGAAAAUCAAUUAAAAGAGAAAGAUAAAGAAAUUUACGAGCAUAAGGAUGAUAUAAUAAAGUUAUCAAAAGAAAGACAUUAAUUAAGAGAUUAAAUAGAGUAACUAAAAUAUUAAGUCUAAAUGAAUUAAUAUAAAAGUAAUAAUCUGCCUCAAAGUUAUCAAAGUGAAAGGAUUAAGAGAUACAGAUGA
This is a messenger RNA of Paramecium sonneborni, 1438 nucleotides long. NCBI's taxonomy places the organism in Eukaryota, Ciliophora, Oligohymenophorea, Peniculida, Parameciidae. The record is from the annotation of a GenBank genome assembly.